GUUUUUUUUUAUUAACAAUAACAACUUUUACUGUCAACUUGUAUUGAUUUAUUAUUAAUAAUUAAAUAUUUUUAAAUUGAUAAAUAAAAUGGUUCGACACUGGAGCUCAGAUAUUAUUGGAGUAUUAAAAGGGGCUCAAAUUGUUGGAAAUGCACUUUUGAAACAUCAAAAAGAAACAAUUAAACAAAUUGCUGAUAAUUCAAGUAUUAAAUCUGUUGCCGAAACAAAUUUAAAAGAUGCCGUUGAAAAAUUAAAAGAAAUUGAUCCAAGUAAGCUGCCAGAAAAAAUAUUCACGGAGACAAAAGAACUGAUUGAUAGAAUUUCCGUUAUUGAAAAAGGAAUACGCGAAUUAACAAAACAGACAACGUCAGAAAUAACAGGUAUUCCUUUGGCUGAUAGAAAUUUAUCAGAUAAAAAAUUACAAGUCGUAAACCCGGCAAAAGAUCCUAGAGAAAUAAAAAUAAAUGAAAGAAAAAGUGUUGAUAACUUUGAAUCAGUUACAAUUAAUGAAGCAGAGCCAGAAAAAAUAGUUGAAAUUCCUCUAAAGUACAGCAGCGUCAAAGAAAAAAUAGAAAUAGUUGGAUCAAUAGACAAGACAAUCCCUAAAAUUGAAUUGAGUGAUAAAGAUAAAAAAUUAUUGAGAAAAUUAGAGCUUGAGUAUGAGAAAAAAAUAACCGAUGUGACGAAUAAUACUCUUGAAUAUUCAAAAUCAGAUGAAUCUUCGAAAAGUAGUCAAUUUAAUUCGAUCGAACCGAAAAUUAAACCAGUUAUCAAACCACGAAUUACAUUAUCAACCGAAGCAAGAGAACGAAAAGUACCGAGCACCAGAAUUGGGCGGAUGACAAGUUUUGCAGCCCUAGGAUUUGGAUUAGGAUUCGGGUCACUGGCAGAGUUGGGUCGCAGAACACUUGGUAUCAAAGAACAACCGAGUGUUGGAAAUACACUAGACAAUAUAUUUUUAACAAAAGCCAAUGCUGAAAGAAUCGUUGCCACUCUGUGUAAAGUCAGAGGCGCUGCAUUGAAAAUUGGACAAAUUUUAAGUAUUCAAGACAAUAAUGUCAUCAGUCCAGAGCUUCAAAAAGCUUUCGAAAGAGUUAGACAGAGUGCUGAUUUUAUGCCAACAUGGCAAGUUCAUAAAGUAUUGAUAAGUGAACUAGGUCCUGAUUGGAGAAGUAAAGUAUCAACUUUUGAUGAAAAACCAUUUGCAGCAGCGUCAAUAGGUCAAGUUCAUUUGGCAACACUUGAAAAUGGACAAUCUGUUGCUAUGAAAAUUCAAUAUCCUGGAGUAGCUGAAGGAAUUCAAAGUGACAUUGACAACUUAGUGGGUAUAUUAAAAGUAUGGAACAUUUUUCCGGACGGAAUGUUCAUAGAUAAUGUCGUUGAAGUUGCGAAACGUGAAUUGUCAGGGGAAGUUGAUUAUGUCAGAGAAGCUGAAUGUUCGAAAAAAUUUAAAAAUUUUUUAGCUCCUUAUCCCGAGUAUUAUGUACCAACAGUAAUAGAUGCGUUGAGCUCAAAACAAGUAUUAACUACAGAGCUAAUUGAUGGUGUGCCAGUUGAUAAAUGUGCAGAAAUGGAUGAGGAGACACGUGAACAUAUUUGUAAACUUAUAAUGCACUUGUGUCUUAAAGAGUUAUUUAUAUUUUAUUACAUGCAAACAGAUCCCAAUUGGGCAAACUUUUUUUAUAAUCCAGAGACUAAAAAAAUGAUUUUACUAGACUUUGGCGCUUGUAGAUCUUAUGAUAAAAAAUUUAUGGAUAAUUAUAUUGAAAUAAUAAAUGGAGCGAGUUAUGGCGACCGUGACAAAGUAUUAAAACUAUCUCGAGAGAUGAAAUUUUUGACGGGAUAUGAGUCAAAAUUAAUGGAAAAAGCUCACGUUGAUGCAGUUAUGAUUUUGGGAGAAAUAUUCAGUGAAAAAAAUCAAGUUUAUGAUUUCGGUGGACAAAAUGUUACUAAAAAAAUGCAAGCACUAGUACCAACAAUUAUAACUCAUCGUCUCUGUCCACCACCAGAAGAAAUUUACAGUUUACAUCGCAAACUCUCUGGUGUAUUUCUUUUAUGCGCAAAACUUAAAGUCAAAAUAAAUUGCCGCGAUAUGUUCCGUGACAUAUACAAAAAUUAUCGUUUUGGAUAAUUAUUUUUAUAAAUAUGUCUUUAAUUUUUAAAUGGUUGAUUUGAAAGUUUAAAUUAUACAAUAAUUAUA
Messenger RNA from Microplitis demolitor, 2200 nucleotides. It is a transcript of the gene Coq8, whose product is annotated as atypical kinase COQ8B, mitochondrial. Gene Ontology annotation, biological process: ubiquinone biosynthetic process. Gene Ontology annotation, cellular component: extrinsic component of mitochondrial inner membrane. The transcript is spliced from 8 exons. Gene Ontology annotation, molecular function: kinase activity. Lineage: Eukaryota; Metazoa; Arthropoda; Insecta; Hymenoptera; Braconidae. The coding region runs from base 89 to 2131 and encodes 680 amino acids. The record is from RefSeq and is a predicted model, not a curated record.